GAGCUGUAAGUAGCAGUAGACAUUUUCAAUAUUUUGCAUGAUAGUUUUGGAUUUCAUGCGUUUCUGUCAAGGCACAGCAACAUAGUUACUCUAAUCAGUUAUUUAAAAAUACACCAAACAUGAUGGAGGACAUGUUAGGUGCAGAUAUCUGCAGGGUAUGUCGGUCUGAAGGUCUUGCAGACAGACCGUUGUUUCAUCCAUGCAUUUGCACAGGCAGUAUUAAGUGGAUUCAUCAAGAAUGCUUAGUACAAUGGAUGCGUUACUCGCGCAAAGAAUAUUGUGAACUUUGUGGAUAUCGUUUUUCAUUUACACCAAUCUAUAGUCCUGACAUGCCACGCCGUUUACCAUUAAGAGAUGUUAUUGGUGGAUUAUUCUCAAACAUUGUCACAGCUGUCAAAUAUUGGCUACAUUAUAGUUUGGUUACAAUUGCGUGGCUUGGUGUUGUUCCAUUAACUGCUUGCCGAACUUAUAGAGCUUUAUUUAGUGGACCCCUAGAUAUGGUUCGAAUAAUGUCAUUACCAAUGGAUAUGUUGUCCGCAGAAAAUAUGUCUUCGGAUGUAUUUCAUGGCUGCUUUGUAGUUACUUGUACACUAUUUGCAUUUAUUGGUUUGGUAUGGUUGAGAGAACAGAUUUUACAUGCUGGUGGUCCUGAUUGGCUUGAAAGAGACAAUGUACAGUUACCUCCAGUUGAUAAUCCACCACAUGUGGAUGUUCCUGCACAGCAACUUCAAGAGCAAAUAGCUCUUCAGCAACCGGAAAUUCAAGAUAACAAUAACGUUCCACCUUUUGUUGAUGAACCUCCUGCUCUGUUAGCAAAUCCAAACAAUGACGAUUCUGGAAAUGCAGAAGGACAUAGAAUAGAGGAUAAUAAUUUAGUGGAUAAUCAGAGGAUAGAUAGAACCGAAGGGAUGGCCAGAGAUAUUGAACCACAAUUAGCUGUUAGAAAUGGAGAACAACAAGUAGAUCAACCUCCAAGAGACUUGGAACCGCCUGUAGCUCCCAGAGACAUAGAACCCUUGAUACCUCCUAGAGACAUGGAGGCACCUGUGCAUCCUAGAGACAUUGAACAACCAGUACCUCCUAGGGAGGAGUUGAGGAUAGAUGGUGAACAAGAAAAUGCAAGAGCUGGCGAGGGUUGGAGAGAUCAAGUUCAAGGUCAAGCACAAGAAGAAGCCAAUUGGAAUCCAAUGGAAUGGGACAGACCUGCAGAAGAGUUGACUUGGGAACGCCUUUUAGGUUUAGACGGUUCUUUAGUUUUCCUUGAACAUGUGUUCUGGGUUGUCUCUCUGAAUACUCUAUUUAUCAUGGUGUUUGCUUUCUGUCCUUAUCAUAUCGGUAGUUUUGCAAUAGCGGGAUUAGGAUUACAAGAAUAUGCAGCAGCAUCACAUUUCGAGGGAUUAGUAACUACAUUGUGUGGUUACUGUGUGAUUGGAGUCUGUUUGGUGGUUCUUCAUACACUCGCAGCACUGUUAGGUUUUCAACGUUCUCAGCGUAUACUAGGUUUAUGUUAUGUUAUAGUCAAAGUUUCUUUGCUAUCCGUUGUUGAGAUAGGUGUACUUCCUUUGGUCUGCGGCUGGUGGUUAGAUAUUUGUUCGUUAGCAAUGUUUGACGCUACCCUUAGAGAUAGAGAAUCCUCUUUCAGACUAGCUCCUGGCACUUCAAUGUUUAUUCACUGGCUAGUAGGAAUGAUUUACAUAUAUUACUUUGCUUCGUUUAUUCUAUUGUUACGGGAAGUGUUGCGGCCAGGUGUACUAUGGUUCUUGAGAAACCUAAAUGAUCCCGAUUUCUCUCCUAUCCAAGAAAUGAUACAUCUUCCAAUUUUAAGACACGUAAAAAGACUCGUGGGAUCCGCAGUUAUAUUUGGAACAGCCAUCUUAUUAAUGAUAUGGCUGCCAGUAAAACUUUUAAAAUGGGCAUGGCCAGGAUUUUUACCGUACACAGUGACUGUUCAAAGUGAAGCCCAGGUCAGCGAAUUUUCAUUAGAACUAUUGCUGCUGCAAGUUAUUCUUCCCGCAUUACUGGAGCAAACUCAUACACGCACAUGGUUAAAAGGUCUCAUCAGAGGCUGGUGUCGUGUAGUAGCCUGGAUGUUAGAUCUUCAGUCGUAUCUUCUAAGAGAUCAGACAGAGGAUCCAGGACCAGCGAUGAUUGUAGAGCCGCAACACCCUGAUUUGGGUGCUGCGCAUCAAGCAUUACUACAAAGAGAUGGACCAACAACAUUUCAACCAUACAUCAGACCACGCUGGUUCCCCGCUCGGCUGGUUGGUCUUUUGUUUUGCGUAUGCGUUUCUCUCGUUAUCGCCAGCUUGAUUGCAAUGACUCUUCCCGUUUGGCUUGGACGCAGAGUAAUGGCAUUGUGGAUGGUUGGAGCUCCUGCUCCGUCCCCACCAGUAUUACCGCCUACUUUAAGUGGAUCUGAAACAAAUGAAGCAGUAGUUGCAUUAUCUGGACGUGUACACGAAGUGUACACUGUCGCUUGUGGAACAUAUGUAUGUUGGGCCGCUGCAAGAGGAUUAGCUCUAGCAUUAUCUUGGCUACCACGUGGACGAAGAGCUGUAUUGGAAAGAGUCAAGCAUUGGGCGAUCAUAGGUGUUAAGGCGUCAGUUGCAUUUUUCCUACUUAUUGGUCUAAUACCGCUAUUGUUUGGUCUUCUUCUCGAAUUAGUUGUCGUAGUACCAUUGCGUGUACCGCUACAUCAGAAUCCAAUAUUGUUCAUCUGGCAAGAUUGGGCGUUAGGUGUGUUGUAUACAAAAAUAGCAACAGCUAUUACGCUGAUGGGACCGGAUUGGAGAAUUCGCAUGGCAAUCGAACGGGCAUACAAUGACGGCAUUAGAGAAAUAGAUUUAAAAUUCAUUGUGACGGAUUUGGCAGCACCAGUAAUAUGUUGCUUCGGUCUUGCUUUAGCAGUUCCGUACGCCGUGGCCUACGGAAUAGUCCCACUUUUAAUUACGAAUCUGCAAAUACAAAUUUUGAUCGCCAGACUUUUUUAUCCUUUUCUUCUGUUGGUGAACUUUGUGUGCAUUGUUAUAUAUUUCCAAAUUCGACAAUUUAAGAAGCUUUACGAACAUAUAAAAAAUGAUAAAUACCUUGUGGGACAGAGACUAGUGAAUUAUGAACAUCGGAAUAAAUCUCAGUCACAACAACAGCAGUCACAAGCGUCAAGCUAAAGCUGCUGGUAUAAUUCUUUUUCAGUGGUGAUAUAAGAUUAAUGAAAAUUUAUCUAACAUAAUUCUUUAUUGCAUAUAAAUAUUAACCGACAACUUAUGUUGAUUAGGCUUUCAUCUUUCCUAUAUUAAUUCAUCACUGUAGACGAUACUGAAGCAAUUAAAAAGACUGUUUGUCAAUGUAUUGCUUUACCAUCUGAUACAUUGCAGAUUGCCAAUAUUUUUUUAUCUUAAUUGCAAAAACAAAUCAUUUCAAAUAAAAAAAAACACGU
Dufourea novaeangliae is the source of this 3436-nucleotide messenger RNA. It is a transcript of the gene MARCH6, whose product is annotated as E3 ubiquitin-protein ligase MARCH6. The record is from RefSeq and is a predicted model, not a curated record. The transcript has 6 exons. NCBI's taxonomy places the organism in Eukaryota, Metazoa, Arthropoda, Insecta, Hymenoptera, Halictidae. Bases 120 to 3167 code for a protein of 1015 amino acids. Gene Ontology annotation, molecular function: zinc ion binding. Gene Ontology annotation, cellular component: endoplasmic reticulum membrane.